UUUAUGCUCAAACUCGCCAGGCUUCGCGUGUUGUCCACGAAGGACUCGUCUGGACAACCAUUGGAACCGCCUUAAUCGAACCUCCAAGCGCUGGCGCGAGAAAUGACUAUUUAGCACUCAAUUUUUGCCUGACCUAAGGACAUGGCGUCGCUACGCGUUGCACUGCUCCUCGCCAUCGCCCAAACAGCGCGCGCAAGAAGCGCGACGCUCGCCGCGAUCGCGUCAAACGCCGACUACGCGAAUCGGCUCUACGGCUCAUCACACGCCGUCGACCCGGCAAGACUCCGGGUCGUCUGGCCGGACCUCAUGCCGCCGAAACUCCGGGCGGCGUUGCGCGUCGAGUGCGGGCAGACGCGGCAGACGCUCUUCUACGAGCGCCACUUCCUGCAGCGGCGCGCUUUGUGGGUGCACCGGCCGCCCGGCUUUGAGGAGGUCUUCGCGGACAAGUCGUGGGUCGAGGUGACACACUGCGCCUACGGCACAAAUAAGACUGCCGGCCCGUUCUUCUUCGCGGCGGCGGGAAGCGGGGUCUUGAUCUGUGCAUAAAUCAACCAGUGCGUCGGGCGCACGAACGCGUCGUGAAAUUUUGAUUUAUGCACAGGUCUGGAUCAACGUGGGCCGCUCGCUAAGGCUCGACUUCGAGGCCAAGGCAGGCCCGGCGAUCCACCGCGCCAUCGCCGACGGCGACUUCGCGACGGCGGCGCGGCUGCUCGGCGGCGUCGACGUCACGAAAUACGACAGCGUGCAAUUCCGCCGCAUGCACGGCGGCACGUGGCCGGCGGACGUCGUCCUGACCGAGAUCGCGUUCCUGAAAAUAGACGGGUCCGAGGCCGACGCCGUGUCGGUGUUCCACCACGUCCUCAAGUGCGGGCCCCGGCGCGCCUUGCGGCACUGCCGCGCCGGCGACGUGGCGGUCGCCCUGCAGAGCGACUGUCGUCUAUCUCUUAUCAACGACGUAUUCACACCGCACGCAAAUAAACAUGGCCACACGCCCCUCACGGACGUCGUGCCAUCUCGAGGCGUGCGCGACGUGCUCGAGCGCUCGCGGUGCACCGUCGAGAACUGCUCGGCGGCCGCGGCGCGGGCCGGUUGGUGGGAAGCGCAAAUUUCCGAGUGGGACGCACAAAUUCCCGAGGCCGAGGCCGCCGUGGAGCGGCAACGCCAGGUCGUCGCGGAGCGCCGGGCGAAGCGCGACCGCGCCGCGCAGAGGCGCGAGAACGAUCCUGGCAACAAAAAGUACGUCGCGGACCUGAAAAGUGCCGAGGCGUCCGUGGCCUACAACCUCGAGAAGCUCCGCAACGCCACGGACCACGUUGACUAUGUCCGGGCCAAGACCGAGGCCGCGCGGCAGCGCGCGCGCCUGGCCGAGGCACACCGCCUCGCGUGCGUCGGGGGCGACGAUGAACUUCCCGUCGUCGGAAGGCGCCCGGAAGCCGGCUGGGGCGGCCUGCUCUACCGCUUCAUGAUCGGCGCGGAAACGACGUUGAUCGUGCUCCUGCUGUGGGUCGCCGCGGCUGGUCGUGCUCCUGCUGUGGGUUGCGCCCGCGGCGGGAAUAUUAAAAUAAGCAUCUAA
Messenger RNA from Pelagomonas calceolata, 1573 nucleotides. NCBI's taxonomy places the organism in Eukaryota, Pelagophyceae, Pelagomonadales, Pelagomonadaceae. The record is from the annotation of a GenBank genome assembly.